Vitis riparia (riverbank grape) is the source of this 7499-nucleotide messenger RNA. RefSeq names its product putative disease resistance protein At3g14460. The coding region runs from base 33 to 3968 and encodes 1311 amino acids. NCBI's taxonomy places the organism in Eukaryota, Viridiplantae, Streptophyta, Magnoliopsida, Vitales, Vitaceae. Gene Ontology annotation, biological process: defense response to other organism. The record is from RefSeq and is a predicted model, not a curated record. The transcript has 22 exons. Gene Ontology annotation, molecular function: ADP binding; ATP hydrolysis activity.
CUGUUCUGCCCUUUGCUUUGUUGAGAGAAACGAUGGAGAUUGUUGGAGAGGCCAUUCUUUCUUCUGCCCUUGAAUUGUUGUUUGAUAAGCUGGGAUCCUCCGAGUUGCUCAAGUUUGCUCGCCAAGAGAAUGUCAUUGGUGAACUUGACAACUGGAGGGACGAACUGUUGAUUAUUGAUGAGGUGCUGGACGAUGCCGAAGAGAAGCAGAUUACAAGAAAGCCAGUGAAAAAAUGGCUGAAUGAUCUCAGAGACUUGGCUUACGAUAUGGAGGACGUACUAGACGAGUUCACCACGGAGCUGUUGCGGCGCAGGUUGAUGGCGGAACGUCUUCAGGCGGCUACCACAAGUAAGGUAAGGAGCCUCAUCCCAACUUGCUUUACUGGUUUCAAUCCUGUAGGUGAUGCUCGGUUGAAUGUUGAGAUGGGGUCCAAGAUUAAGGAAAUCAGUAGACGGUUGGACAAUAUUUCAAGUCGGCAAGCUAAACUGGGUUUGAAAAUGGAUCUUGGGGUUGGGCACGGCUGGGAAAGGUUUGCAUCUGGAAGAAGAGCUUCUACUUGGGAACGGCCGCCCACGACAUCUUUGAUUAAUGAAGCUGUUCAAGGUAGGGAUAAAGAAAGAAAGGAUAUUGUCGAUUUGCUGUUGAAGGAUGAAGCAGGGGAAAGCAACUUCGGUGUACUUCCCAUUGUUGGCAUUGGAGGGACCGGCAAGACUACGCUUGCCCAGCUCGUAUGCAAGGAUGAAGGCAUAAUGAAGCAUUUUGACCCCAUAGCCUGGGUUUGCAUAUCAGAAGAAAGUGAUGUGGUGAAGAUAUCAGAAGGAAUUCUCCGUGCACUCCCUCAUAAUGAGAGUACAGAUCUCAAGGACUUCAAUAAAGUUCAACAGACAUUGGUUGAGAUAUUGAAUCAAAAGAAGUUUUUACUAGUUUUAGAUGACGUGUGGAACAUAAAGAAGGAUGAGCAAUGGAAUAUUUUGCAGACGCCAUUUAAAUAUGGAGAAAAAGGGAGUAAGAUCAUAAUAACAACGCGUGAUGCAAAUGUCGCAAGAACGAUGAGAGCAUAUGAUUCACGCUACACUCUGCAACCUUUGUCUGAUGAUGAUUGUUGGUCUUUGUUUGUGAAGCAUGCUUGUGAAACUGAAAAUAUCCCUGUACGCCGUAAUUUGGAACUACGUGAAAAAGUUACAAAAUGGUGCGGUGGUUUACCCUUAGCAGCAAAGGUGCUUGGUGGCCUUUUACGCUCUAAACUACAUGAUCACACAUGGGAAGAUAUAUUACGUAGCCAAAUUUGGAAUUUACUAAGUGAAAAACAUGACAUUCUCCAAGUGUUAAGAUUAAGCUACUAUCAUUUGCCUUCUCAUUUAAAGAGAUGUUUCGGUUAUUGCGCAAUGUUUCCCAAGGAUCAUGAAUUUGAGAAGAAGGAACUAAUCUUGUUAUGGAUGGCUGAAGGCUUUAUUCACCAACCAGAAGGAGGUAAGCAUCAAAUGGAAGAUUUAGGUGCUAAUUACUUUGAUGAAUUGUUGUCAAGGUCAUUUUUUCAAUCAUCAAGUAAAGAUAAAUCAAGAUUCACAAUGCAUGACCUAAUUAGUCAUCUAGCUCGAGAUAUUGCACAAGAACUAUGUUUUAAUCUAGAGGACAGUGAGAGGGAGAAUGACAAGCUAUGCAUAGUUUCUGAAAGGACUCGUCACUCAUCAUUCAUUCGUAGCAAGAGUGAUGUGCUUAAACGAUUUGAAGUAUUUAAUAAAAUGGAGCAUUUACGGACUCUUGUUGCAUUACCAAUCAGUAUGAAGGACGAGAAAUUCUUCUUAACUACUAAGGUUUUUGAUGACUUGUUGCCAAAGUUAAGAUACUUGAGGGUGCUCUCCUUGAGUGGUUAUGAGAUAACUGAGUUACCAAAUUCGAUUGGUGAUUUGAAACUCUUGCGAUAUCUUAACUUGUCCUAUACUGCAGUCAAAUGGUUGCCUGAAUCAGUGAGUUGUCUCUACAAUCUACAAACAUUGAUACUUUCCGGUUGUAUAAAACUUAGUAGGUUGCCUAUGAACAUUGGGAAUUUGAUUAACCUUCGCCAUCUUAAUAUUGAAGGCUCAAUUCAACUAAAACAGAUGCCUCCACGAGUAGGUGAUUUGAUAAAUUUACAAACAUUGUCAAAGUUUAUUGUGGGCAAACAGAAAAGGUCAGGAAUAAAAGAAUUGAAGAACUUGUUGAAUCUUAGAGGAAACCUCGUCAUUGCAGAUUUGCACAAUAUUAUGAAUACGAGGGACGCAAAGGAAGUACACUUGAAAGGGAGACAUGACAUUGAGCAGUUAUUGAUGAAAUGGAGCAACGAUUUUGGAGACUCAAGAAAUGAAAGUAAUGAACUUGAGGUCUUCAAGUUCCUACAACCGCCUGACAGUUUGAAAACGCUUGUUGUUUCUUGUUAUGGUGGACUAACAUUCCCCAAUUGGGUAAGAGAUCAUUCAUUCUCAAAAAUGGAGAACCUGAGACUCAAAAGUUGCAAAAAAUGCGCACAGUUGCCACCAAUUGGGAGACUACCUUUACUCAAAUAUUUGCACAUUGAAGGGAUGGAUGAGAUUGUAUGCAUAGGUGAUGAGUUCUAUGGGGAGGUUGAGAACCCUUUUCCAUCUUUGCAGUCUUUGAGGUUUGAUAAUAUGCCAAAAUGGAAAGAAUGGAAGGAAAGGGAAUCAUUAUUUCCUUGCCUUGGAAAGCUUAUAAUAAAAAAAUGUCCAGAACUGAUUAACUUGCCGAGUCAGUUGCUUUCCUUGGUGAAGAUUCUUCAUAUUGAUGAAUGCCAAAAAUUGGAAAUGAAUAAAUACAACAGGGGGUUGUUGGAAAGUUGUGUUGUUAAUGAGCCUUCACUCACCUUGUUAUACAUUGGGGGGAUUUCAAGGCCAAGUUGUUUAUGGGAAGGGUUUGCUCAAUCCUUAACAGCUCUUAAAGCAUUGAAAAUAAAUCAAUGUGAUGAGGUGGCAUUUUUGGGACUGGAAAGCCUUGGUAGUCUUCGACAUUUAGAGAUCAGAAGUUGUGAUGGAGUUGUAUCCUUGGAAGAGCAAAAGCUGCCUUGCAAUCUUCGACAUUUGGGAGUGGAAGGGUGUUCCAACUUAGAGAAGCUGCCGAAUGGACUAGGAAGCCUCACAUUUCUCACAAAGUUGAUAAUUUCGAAUUGUCCCAAACUUGUGUCAUUCCCAGUCGCCGGUUUGCCACCAGGGCUAAGAGAUCUUACGGUGAGAGAUUGUGUGGGUCUCGCGUCACUGCCAGAUGGAAUGAUGAAUAACAGCUGUGCCCUCCAAUUCUUGUCCAUGAAAGGUUGUCCAUCUCUCCGCCGCUUUCCACAAGGUGAGCUUCCCACCACCCUUAAGUGUCUGGAUAUCAUCGAAUGUGAAAGUCUAGAGUCUCUACCUGAGGGGAUAAUACGCGACACUUCAAUUGGCAGCAGCAGCACUAGUGGCCUUGAAAGAUUGGACAUAAGUGAAUGUUCAUCUCUCGAGUCCAUUCCAAGUGAAAUUGUGUCCUCUCCGGAAGCGUUUUUGACCCCCAACCUUAAAGUUCUUGCAAUUACAGACUGCCAGAAUAUGAAGAGGCCUCUAUCUGAGUGGGGCCUUCACACACUCACCUCUCUUACACUCUUCAUCAUUCGUGGCCCAUUUCCAGAUGUGGUUUCUUUUUCAGAUGAUCAUGGGUCUCAGCUUUUUCUUCCUACAGCUCUCAAAGAGCUUCGCAUAUCUGAUUUCCAGAGCUUGAAAUCCGUAGCCUCCAUGGGACUCCGAAACCUCAUCUCUCUGGAAAUUCUUGUGUUGAGCAACUGCCCUAAGCUGCGGUCUGUUGUACCAAAGGAGGGGCUGCCACCCACGCUUGCAGAACUCGAAAUCGAGGAUUGUCCUAUUCUAGGAAAGAGGUGCCUCAAAAACAAAGGUAAAGAUUGGCUCAAGAUUGCCCACAUCCCAAAAGUUGAGAUAGAUGGAAUUAUUCAAUAAUCAAGUAUGCCCAUUCAUAACACUCCCUUAUCUACUCAGAUACCUGCUUCCAUUCAGAGUCCAUGUCUUGACUGAAUCUGGUGUUGGCUCUUCUUUCCAUUUUCUAUCUUGGUUCCAUUUCCCUCUUGAGUGAAUUUGGGUUUCGUAGUGGAAAGAAGAUGAAAGAUAACCUAGCAAAGGCAUGGCACUUGCAAGAUUAGGACCUGGCACCAGGACUGUCAUCUCACAUUGCUUAAUUUCCACCUCCAGCAGAUGUGGAAGCCUCUCUUAAUUAACUAUGGUAACCUGGAGAAGUUGUCAGCUAGUCUGCAUGGUCUCACAUGUCUGGGAGAUACGAGAAUGUUGUUUUGCUAAACCAUUGUUUCCUCUCAGGGGACUGGUUUAUCGUCAUUGCUCUGCAUCAAGGAUCAAAAUCGGCAUUUGCAAGACUUGAAAUCUUGCUCAUUCUCUUCUGACAUAUUUGUGCUUCCAAGAUAAAGUAUAGAUUGUUCCUGUGAUAUUCCACAUCCUUCUCUAUAAAUAGAUGAUUGAACCAUCUAUUAAAGAAUCAUCAUCUCUGUUCACAGAAGUAUAAGCAUUGAUCAUACUUUCCUCUUUAUAUUCAAGACAAAGUUUAUCGAUAUCUGUAUCCCCAUUCAUGUCUCAAUGCACCCGCUGGAAUGCUGCUAUUGUGCUAGUUCAGCGUAAAGAUUUGCCCUGAAUAGGGAAAAGACAGAAUUGCAAUGCCGGUUGAAGUCCUAUGGAUCAAGAAAUGUGUCAAGUUACAGUUCUUUUUCUGAAGAAAGGGCUGCCUGCAAUUCUUAAACUAUCCAUGAAGAACUGUCCUAUCUGGAAUGCAGUGAUUCAAGGAGAAAUGGAAAAAUUGCCCCAUUUCCACAUUCCCAGUAUGUCGAUGAUGGCUCACUUGUCCAUGAAGAAAGUUCCGACUGAAUUAUCUUUUCACUGGAGAAAAAGAACAGAGGCCACCAUAUCCCAUGCUAUUUUCAAUCAGGACUAGAUGCACUUAACUCCCAAAUCAGGAUUCCAUGUCCUCCAGGAAAACGGACUGAUGUAGACAAAAAGCCAAAGUCCUGGUCAUUGCUGCAGCUUAUCAGUAUCUGCAUGGGUUUAGAGAGUUCAAGGGAUAUCCCAAAACUGCACCUCUCUGAAAGCCAAGGACGGAUGGAUGGCCUAGGCUUUGAUCAUCUUUGCAGGAGGAAAAAAAGAAGAUUCCUGUUUUAUCUUAAGUGACAUAAAAGGAAAAGGGACUGAUGUAAAUAAAAGCAAAAUUCCUGGCCAUUGCUGCAGGUUUUCAGUAUCUGCACUGGAUGCAUCAGUUUACCAAAUUUUUGGGGGUUACACAUGAUUACAGCUUCCAAAAUCAGUUAGAUAUUGAUUGAAAGACCAUCAAACUUAGCUGGAGAAGAUUUGUUUAUUGGAGUCAAAGAAACGCAACAACACUUGUGGCCAUGAAAUAUUGAACGAAUGGGGAUGUUCAUCUCCUCAAGUCCAUCCAUUAGAAUGCCAGAAUACCAAGAGACCUCCAUCAGAGUGGACAGAGCUUCAAAUCAAGGAUUGUUCUAUUCUAAAAGGGCGGUGUCUCAAAGACAGGAAAAGAUUGGCUCAAGAUUGCCGACAUCCCCAAUGUCCUAAUACAUGAAAUUAUACAACAACAAGAGUUCAUGUCUUGACUGAAACUGGUGCUGGCAGAAAAUGUGAAAGCCUUUUAAUCAUCCUCUCCUGGAGAAGCUGUCAACAAGUCUGCAUGGUAUCACAUCUCUGGGAGAUAAGAGAAUGUCGUUGUGCUAAAAGAUUGUUUCCUCUCAGGGGACUGAUUUAUCAUCGUUGCUCUGCAUCAAGGACCAAAAUUGACACUUGCAAAACUUGAUAAUUUGCUCCUUCUCUUCCGAAAUAUGUGUGCUUCCAAGAUAAAGGAUAGAUCGUUCCUGCAAUUUUCCACACUUCUAUAGAUUGUUUCAAUGAGUUCAGAAUAAAGGUUUGCCAUGAAUAGGGAAUAGAUAGAAAUGAAUGACCAGUUAAAGUGCUAUGGAUCAAGAAAUGUGUCAAGUUUCAGUCCAUUUGCUGAAGCAAGGGUUGCUUGCAACUUCUAAAACUAUCCAUGAGGAACUAUCAUACCUGGAAACAUAGUGAUUCAACAAGAAAUGGAAAGAUUGGUUGCCUCAUUUAGUCAUUUCUACAUUCCCUGUAUGCUGGCCGAUAGAUGGCUCACUCGUCCAUUAAGAAACUUGAGGAUGAAUUAUCUAUUCACUAGAAAAUAAGAACAGAGGCUACCACAUUGUAGGCUAUUUUCAAUCAGGACUACAAUGGGCAAAAGAUGCAAACCAAUAGCAUGGGAAGCAGCUCACUUGAUUUUUAGUUUGGAAUUUGAUGGGGAGGUGUAGCUUGCAGCACUUCCAUGUUAGAUAUUGAUCGAAAGACCAUCAAACUUAGCUGGAAAAGAUUUGUUUAUUGGAGUCAAAGAAACGCAGCAACAGUUGUGGUCAUGAAAUAUUGAAUGAAUGGGGAUGUUCAUCUCUCAAGUCCAUCCAAUAGAAUGCCAGAAUACCAAGAGAGCUCCAUCAGAGUGGACAGAUUUUUCUUCCCACAUCUCUCAACUAUCUUUGCAUACAUAAUUCAUUUCCAGAAUUUGAAAUCCAUAGCCUCCAUGGGAUUCAAAAGCCUAGUCUCUAUGGAAACUCUUUUGUUGGAGGCCUGCCCUAGGCUCAGGUAUGUUGUAACAAAGGGAGGGCUGCCACUCAUGCUUGCAGAGCUUCAAAUCAAGGAUUCUUCUAUUCUAAAAAAGUGGUGUCUCAAAGACUGGAGGAAAAGAUUGGCUCCAGAUUGCCUACAUCCCCAAUGUCCUAAUAGACUAAAUUAUACAACAAGAAGAAAAUGUGAAAGCCUUUUUAAUCAUGCUCACCUGGAGAAGCUGUCAACAAGUCUGCAUGGUAUCACAUCUCUGGGAGAUAAGAGAAUGAAGUUGUGCUAAAAGAUUGUUUCCUCUCAGGGGACUGAUUUAUCAUCAUUGCUCUGCAUCAAGGAACAAAAUCUACACUUGCAAAACUUGAUAUUUUGCUCAUUCUCUUCCGAAAUAUGUGUGCUUCCAAGAUAAAGGAUAGAUUGUUCCUGCGAUUUUCCACUCUUCUAUUGAUUGAUCGCAGAAGAACAAGCGUCGAUCAUACUUCCCUCUUUAUAUUCAAUGAGUUCAGAAUCAAGAUUUGCCAUGAAUAGGGAAAAGAUAGAAAUGCAAGACUAUUUAAACUGGUAUGGAUCAAGAUAUGUGCCAAGGUUCGGUCCUUUUGUUUAAGGAAGAGUUGCCUGCGACUUCUGAAACUGUCUAUGAGGAACUAUCCUAACUGGAAAUACAGUGAUUCAAGGAGAAAUGGAAAGAUUGCUCAUUUUAACAUUCUCUGUAUGCUGAUAAAUAAUGUUUCAAUUUUAAUUCUGAUUGGGAAUCGUAUUUGAAUGGUGAAUGGCUAUGUAAUUGACACUCUGUGAAUUGAAUGUCAUUGUUCAUUACCUUAAUUAAAUGUUUGGAUAUUUCUUUGAAAA